Molecule: messenger RNA, 1118 nt
Organism: Caenorhabditis elegans
Lineage: Eukaryota; Metazoa; Nematoda; Chromadorea; Rhabditida; Rhabditidae
Gene: sre-46
Product: Serpentine Receptor, class E (Epsilon)
Exons: 3
Coding region: 1-1098 (365 amino acids)
Biological process (GO): sensory perception of chemical stimulus
Cellular component (GO): membrane
Source: RefSeq, marked reviewed
AUGAUAUUUAUCGUUGGAAGUUCUCGGCAACGAAUCUGCUAUCCUACUUAUAUUAUUCAAAAUUUUGAGCUCUUAAAGUUCCCGUGGCUCCUGCUGGAAAUAUCGGAGUUGUUUCUAUUCAUUAUAACACUAUUUUAUUCCAUAAAAUGCUCAUAUAUCGUGCUAAAAGUUCGGACGUUUCACAUGAACUUGUCUGUAUUAACUGUGGUGCUCAUUGUGCAAUUUAGUGAGAUUUUGGUGGCCAAGGUGUGCAGUUGGCCAUAUGAGACUGGGUUUUGGAGAUUGCGAGGAUUAUCAAACGCAUCCCUAACCAACACAACAUUGAAGCAAUGGCUAACUGAUGAUGAAUCGGAAAUGAUUGAAGUUAUCGAUUUAUCAACUGAUUUUCCAUUUUUCUUCUCAGGAUAUCUAAAACUCCACUAUGCAAUUUCAGUUUCCAAUAUAUUUUUGGUGAUCGCCGUAGAGAGAUCGUUUGCCUGCUACUUUUUGAAUGAUUACGAGAAAAAGUCGAGAUUUUGGAUUGCUGUGGCCAUAGUUUUGGUAGAUCAAAUGUUCAAUUUAGUAGUUGCAUAUUUAUUUUUCCUAUUCUAUUUCUCAUUUUUCUACAUGAUAUUGAUUACUGCCGCACCGAAUUUGGUGGCGAUUACGCUGCUCCUCUACUCCCGCCACUACAACCUGAAAAUCACGCGAAUCCACGAAGACUACGCUCACCAGUCCAACUACACCCUGGCGGCAAGAUUUCAGGCCAAAGAGAACGUCAAGUGCUUUAACAUGAUCCGGAUGGUGCUUAUAUCUUUAAUUGGUAUCCUGAUAUUCGGCUUCACCACCUGCUUCGCCUUAUACUUUAAUAUAUUCCCGCAAGCCGAUUCUCUGCUGAACCUCUGCAUGCAAGCAGUUAUAAAUCUAUCGGCUUUGGUGAUGUGCCCGGCGAUUCUAUAUUCUGUGGAUUCUUUUCGGAAUCAUACGUUUUUAUGCAAAAAAUUGAAGAAAAAACGAGAAAAUACAUCUAUAACACCACAUGUUAGUACGGUGAAAAAUUUGGAGCUGAUGAAGGAAACGGAAAUUCAUUUUAAUCAGUUAACGAAUACAUGGAUUUAAUUAUUGAUUUAUUGAUUUUU